AUGCUCGAAAAUGUGCCAUCCUAUAACCACGUCGUCACCCGCCGCCGCCUUACCCAAAUACAGCUGCCGGCCAGCCUUGCAAACGGCCAAGGUGGCGUUUUCUACUACAUCUAUCUUGGCGUCCCCCUGCCCAAGGGAAUCGUCUGCGAAAUCUUCAAGUCCAGCCCCAGCGCCUUCUUCCUCAUGCGCCGGAGCCACGACAGCUUCGUGUCCGCCUCCGGUAUGUUCAAGGCCAUCUUCCCCUAUACUGAGGCCUCCAAAGAAGAGGCCGAGCGCAAGAAUAUCAAGUUUUUUGCCACCACCAGCCCCGAGGAGACGGGCCAAGACAUGAUGUCGAAUUGCCAAGUCGCAGCUAUUAUAGCCGCGGGAAAGCCUUGA
Colletotrichum graminicola M1.001 is the source of this 378-nucleotide messenger RNA. Its product is annotated as APSES domain-containing protein. The record is from RefSeq and is a predicted model, not a curated record. The transcript has 2 exons. Gene Ontology annotation, biological process: mitotic telomere tethering at nuclear periphery; meiotic attachment of telomere to nuclear envelope. Gene Ontology annotation, cellular component: nuclear membrane complex Bqt3-Bqt4. The coding region runs from base 1 to 378 and encodes 125 amino acids. Gene Ontology annotation, molecular function: DNA binding. NCBI's taxonomy places the organism in Eukaryota, Fungi, Ascomycota, Sordariomycetes, Glomerellales, Glomerellaceae.